Malassezia sympodialis ATCC 42132 is the source of this 1317-nucleotide messenger RNA. RefSeq lists its product as uncharacterized. Gene Ontology annotation, biological process: microtubule nucleation; cytoplasmic microtubule organization. The transcript is spliced from 3 exons. Gene Ontology annotation, molecular function: GTP binding. The coding region runs from base 1 to 1317 and encodes 438 amino acids. NCBI's taxonomy places the organism in Eukaryota, Fungi, Basidiomycota, Malasseziomycetes, Malasseziales, Malasseziaceae. Gene Ontology annotation, cellular component: gamma-tubulin complex; microtubule. The record is from RefSeq and is a predicted model, not a curated record.
AUGCCGCGCGAGCUGAUCACGCUUCAAGCGGGGCAGUGUGGAAACCAAAUCGGAUCACAUUUCUGGGAGCACCUUUGCCGUGAGCAUGGAAUCUCCAGGGAUGGAACUCUAGAAGAGUUUGCGACUGAGGGUCAAGGUGGUGACCGUAAAGAUGUGUUUUUUUAUCAAGCUGAUGACGAGCACUACAUUCCAAGGGCCAUUCUGGUCGAUCUUGAGCCUAGGGUUAUCAACAGCAUCAUGAGUGGUCCGUACAAGGGACUAUACAAUCCGGAAAAUGUGUACCGCAAUGAAACAGGUGGGGGUGCCGGUAAUAAUUGGGCCCAAGGUUAUGCGGCGGGCGAGAAGGCUGCCGAUGAACUCAUAGAAAUGGUGGACCGAGAAGCAGAUGGGAGUGAGAGCUUAGAGGGCUUUUUUCUUCUGCAUUCCAUUGCAGGCGGAACAGGCUCAGGGCUUGGAUCGUUUCUGCUCGAGCGGCUAAACGAUGCAUUUCCUAAGAAACUAAUCCAAACUUACAGUGUAUUUCCUAAUUCAGAAGAGACAUCAGAUGUCGUUGUGCAACCCUAUAAUUCGGUGUUGACACUCAAACGGCUGGUCAACAAUGCCGACAGCGUCGUCGUCUUGGACAAUGCAGCUCUCAGCCGGAUUGCAAGUGACAGGCUUCAUUUGCAGAAUCCGAGCUAUAGUCAGACUAACCAACUUGUUAGCACGGUCAUGGGUGCUUCUACAACGACACUUCGGUACCCUGGCUAUAUGAACAACGAUCUCUGUGGCAUCUUGGCCUCUCUGAUUCCGUCUCCGCGCGCCCAUUUUCUCAUGACCUCAUAUACCCCCUUUACAUCUGACAAUGUGGAUCGGGGAAAAGCCACAAUGAAGACGACUGUCCUGGAUGUAAUGAGGCGUUUACUGCAACCCAAGAACCGCAUGGUCAGUUUUACUGGGGCAAGCAAGACCAGCUGCUACAUGUCUAUCUUAAAUAUCAUCCAGGGGGAUGUCGAUCCACGUGAUGUGCAUAAGAGCUUGCUUCGCAUCCGAGAGCGGCAUCUUGCGAGCUUUGUUCCCUGGGGUCCAGCAAGCAUUCAAGUGGCACUAUCAAGGCGCAGUCCUUACGUUGCUAGCUCGCAUCGCGUAAGUGGUUUGAUGCUUGCCAAUCAUACAGGUAUUGCAAGUAUGUUCAAGCGUACCGCAGACCAGUAUGAUCGUCUUCGAAAGCGCAAUGCCUUCUUGGAUAUGUACAAAAGGGAGGCCAUGUUUUCAAGCGACUUGUCUGAGUUCGAUGAGGCUCGCGAGACUGUAGCGGAGCUCAUGUCCGGUGAGUGA